Molecule: messenger RNA, 468 nt
Organism: Rotaria sp. Silwood1
Lineage: Eukaryota; Metazoa; Rotifera; Eurotatoria; Philodinida; Philodinidae
Source: the annotation of a GenBank genome assembly
AUGAUACAAUUACUUCGUGAAAUUCCAAAACUAAAUGCAAGUGUUUGUUGUUUUGAUACUGCUCAAUGUCAAACAACAACCAGUGUUUGGAAUCUAGAUCCUACUCAUAUCUAUAAACCUCUCACAUCAAAUCUACCACACAGAUCUUUUCCAUAUAAACCUGCUGCUAUUAUUAGUUCUACAUUUGCUGAAGUACUCUUUCUCGAUUGUGAUGCUUAUCUUGUUCGAAAUCCUGACUAUUGGUUUCGAUCAGAUCCUAUGUAUCUUCAUUUUGGUGCACUCUUCUUUCCUGAUGCUAUACUCAGUCGACAACAUCCUUCUGUGUGGAACAUUUUGAAUACUACAUGUGCUCGAGAUGAAUUCGAACUUGAUAGUGCCGUUAUACUCGUCGAUAAGACACGUGUAUGGAAAGGACUCUAUAUGACUAAAUUAAUGAAUGAUUAUCAUCAACUUUUCUACGAAGUAUAG